Molecule: messenger RNA, 8872 nt
Organism: Sphaeroforma arctica JP610
Lineage: Eukaryota; Ichthyosporea; Ichthyophonida
Exons: 8
Coding region: 1-8544 (2847 amino acids)
Cellular component (GO): membrane
Source: RefSeq, a predicted model, not a curated record
AUGGGGUUCAAGGGGGGGCGACCAUCGCCGGUGGCGAGUGAACAUAGGCGGACUACUGGUCAAGUGCGGCACAAUAUGAAUCAUCCAAACUUUGUGGGUAAGGUUGCCGAGGCCAGUAUGUACAAACUCACCCCGAGCUCAGUCAACUUUGGGCGGAUCGCUCUGUGCUCGCCUAAUGUUGUGUUUAUAAACUUGGCGUCGUCCAAGGCCGGUUUGCCUAUUACGAUACACCAGAUUCGUACUAAGGAUAACCAGUUUCAGGCCAUAGCGGAAAAGGAGGAGAAUAGUGGACAGACGCUGAUCCGUGUCAUGUUUCUUCCCAAGGUGUUCGGUUACGUCGAAGGCCAGUUGCUGAUACGAACUAAUAUCGGGGAUAUCACGAUGAAAAUGCAAGGCGUAGGUAUCCGGUCACCAUACAAGGUUAAACCUAUACGAGGCUGGACCAUGCCAUUGGGUGUUGACGUGUCUGGGCCUGCAAUCACGUUGUAUAAUCCACACAACACUACGCUACACGUGGUUGAGAGCUUCACGAUAGGCCAAGGUCUAGAGCUAGAAACCAACCCAUCAGACCUAUACAAAACCCACGAGACUUGGUCAGUGUGGUCCAUACAUCCAUACCAGUGGAAGGAGAUCGCAUUCAUGCGAGUUCCGCUUGAUAUGGUGGGGCUGCAUAAUGGCUAUGUUUCUCUGAGCCUUAUGCGGGCUACAGACGCGGUCAAGGGAGAUCAGAAGUCGCGCUCUGCAAUGCUCGGAGGUGAUUUGGAGCCACCUGCAGCUGGUGAAGAUGAUGCGAACACCCAGGAAGCUGACUCUGAGUACGACGGCAGUGACUACGAUAUUGAGGAUGAUGUACAUGUGUUCCCGGAAGUGGAUGGCUGGGACGACUUGGGCGAAAACGAUUUUUACGAUAGCGAGGAUAGUGCUGAUCAGCCGGACUGGAGUCUGGGCGACUUCGAUUUCCUAGAGUCAGAUCAGGGAUCUGAAGGAUUGGUCGGUGAUGAUGCUUUACAAGACGCUAACACGGAUCCCGAUGAAGUUAAUGCUGAUGGUACAGAAGAUGGCAGCGCCAGCGACCGUACGAAGAAUACAAAAGACCAAUAUCGUGGAGGCGUUAAGACGUUUAUGAAAAUCCCGCUUCUCAUCCCAGUCGAGAUCAACGUAGUGGCAUCCGGAAUGAUCUGUAUAGAUCGAGCAAUCGAUUUCGGUACAAUCAACGGAUUGAAUGAGCCCAUUUCAAGGCCUAUUCCAAUCAUCAGUACGGUCGUUCCUGCCACCACUGUCAAGAAUGUUUAUCUUAAUCAAGCGAUUACGGGUGCACAUGUGUGGUACAAAGAUACCGAGCUUCAUCCGGACGUCGUCUCAGUUGUGGGGUGGCUUACCGUCACACCCACCACAAACGGCAUCUUCGGGGGGUUCGUGGUUGUGGAGACAGACAAUGGUCACAACAACACGUUGAGAUUGGAGAUACCUUUCUACGGUAGAGUUGUUAUCGGAGACCUUGCGCUGCAGGAGCACGACAGUAGUGUCUUUAUAGGAGGUGUCGAUGCACCGCCUCAGGAGAGGUUGCUGGCUUUUAAAAACGACUAUAAAUUUCCGGUGGCUAUUUACGAUGUGUCGCUAGUUCGCGGCCCGGACACACCCAACUUUAUGGUGUCGUAUAAGGCUCGAGGGACAGUCAUUGGCAGGGGGGAAGUGGCAGUAGUUGCCGCGGUCGUCUAUAGUCGAGUGGCGGACACGCCAGUACAAGAUGUGAGCACGAUACUUAACAUAUACAGCAAUGCGUCUAUAGUUACGAGUGUCACUCUGGUAGGGUGCACGGGGCGACUUAUCAUGGCUGCGGCUGGGAACAAUACCGGCUAUGCCGUCGAAAGUACCAGAAGUCAUAGGAAUAACAAUGUGGACGACAUGCAAGGAAAAGAUUCAGUCGAACCCAGUGGUGGAAAGAAGCAUGACUCGUACUCGCUCAUGCUCUCGCGAUUAGUGGGCGCAGGCCGAAUCAGUAAUUUGAAGUUCAAUGUUUCAAAUUACAACGUUAAAUCCGCGGAGGCUACCGUGAAUUUGAUACACAAAGGCAUUGGAAGUAUACGCUUGUCGGUGAAUAGUAUCUCGAACGUGGAUCCAUAUGAACGAGCUGAUUUUAAUUUACAGCAAGUUUUGAGUCAAGUCUCACGGUCGCCGGAUUCGACGUCUGGCACGGACACGCCAAUGGAGGAAAGAGGAUUGCGAACAGGAGACAAGAUACACAUCCCACCCAUGCACCAUGUGGAGUUUAUACUCUCGAUGGAUGCGACGAAGCUGGUUGAAGGAGAGGCCAAAGGGAUCCUCAAGUUUAUCUACACCAUGGGCUACAUGACGGCUGUGCAUGGAAAGCUGCAGCUACCGUACUCGUUUACGAUUACUCCAGGUUCGUUGGAUCUACCUUACACGAGAUUCACGACGUCUGGAGCAGCGGACCUGCCGCCAGAAUUAGAGAAAAUUGGGAGCCAGGUGAUUCGAAUUGACGAAGUUUACGCGGGUGGUAUGAAUUCCUUUCCUGUAACUGUUUACAACAACUACACCCAAAAAGUUGGCGUAACCGGAGUCAGCUUGCCACCAACCAUUCCCUUUGUCAAAUUCAGACUGAACAAUGCGGGCGAACACAUGGAACCUAAGAGUAAACACGUUAUUGGUUACCUGGAUAUCACCCCUCUCCAGAAGUUCAAAUACAUGGUCAAUGCUGCGAAUUUCCUAACACCUGCACUACAGGAGGCGUGCUUCUCAGACGGUGUGGCGGCCGGUGACAAUGCACCAGGCAGCAGAACCAACUAUGAGAAAGAAGAGGGUGACGGAGAUUAUAUCAGUGACGGUGUUAUAGUGCAGCGAUACACGCCCAGCACACAGGCCUUGUGUCACGCGAAGAUCCGUGCUGCACUCGAGCUGCCGUUGCUGGAAGACUGCUGGCAAGCUCUGAUUGACAUGGACUGGCAAUGGACCAAUGUCCUGAACAAGAUGAAGUACGAAGGGUGGGUGGAUACAUUCAGCUACGAUACUGAUGUACAGAUCAACAAUACGGUGGACUAUACUCUCAGGCUAACCAGGCCGGAUCCACUCCCUGAAAAUCUGGUUACUUUUUUACCGAUUAUGAUUGGCUCCACUACUAUGAAAUCCAUUGAGAUUCACAACCCAGUGGAUACCCCAAUCGCGGUCAAAUUAUUCACGCCGCAGCAAGUCAAGGAUAGAGCACCUGAGCUGUACAAUCAUAUAUUGUUGCUCUACCCAGAAAUGAUGGCGGCUAUCGAGAAUUUCGUUCACUACAUAAUCAAGCCACCCGAGGACCCAAACUCUGACGAACUCACCUAUCAACGUUUGCACGCGAAGAGUGGCUCGUACUACACCGGUGAUACAGCGGCUGGUGGUGCGAGUGAGAAUGCAGGUGCCUCGGACCGACAGGCAGAAGAAGAUGAUUGGGAUAAUAAAUUUGCCAAUCAACUCGUACUGGGCGUGCGUGGCAGGGAUACGGGCCUAGUGAAGAUAACUUUCAAACCGAAAUUUGUAUGUCCCAUGUGCGAGGAUCGGGUGGCAGACGGUGAUCGUGUAGUGUAUAUCGACGACCAAAUACAAAUGGGAAUCUAUGAAGCCACAUUCCGGAGUCGUGUUCCGUCUUUCAUACUCGUGCACAACUCCUUGGGAGCUCUGACAAUCCUCAGACUCGAAGGGCAAGUCGCUGACGGUGAGCUGUCGAUUCCGUACCAGACUACCCGUUCGUCCAGUGAAAUGUUGUUUGAAUUGCCGGAGCUCGACGCUGAUGUUUGUGCAUCGCAUUUGGAGGCCUUCAAUUUGGAAUUCGGUACGAGUUUGGGCGAUGAAACAACGGGUGAUAUCUUGGGAGCGGAAGACUCAAAGUUUAGGAAUAUGGUUGAGUACCACACGCCAAUUGGAGGUGUGAAAGGAGAGAAGAAGGUUAAAAGAGUGCUCAAUAUGCUCCCAUUGGCUCGUAGUGUUCUUCUGUACAACACGGGAACUGUCGCCAUGGAAGUCCGUCAGUUGCGAGUUGUGGGGCGCAAUAGCGAAGCUUUUUCGCUGUCUCAUAGCGCUGUAUUGAAACCCCCUUUAGAUGGAGAUGGCACAGAGAAGGGUGAGGAAGGUGUGGACGAUGCGCCGACUGGCGGUUUCUUUGGAAUAAAGGGUGCGGCAGAACUAUGGGAUAAUGUACGUAGUGGACAUGGAAGUCGAAAGACUCACAUCGUGAUGGACAAGGCUAAGAUAAAGCCGAGAAACCCCGCUGAGGACGUCAGGGAUCCGGGCUUCCAGUUCGGUUAUGAUGACGUACCGCAGAGUAUGGAGGUGUACAAGAUCAUCUAUCCGGGUGAGUCGUUCGCUGUGGACAUCAUAUUCCACCCGAGUUUCGCCAAUAUGUCAAUUGAGAGUCAGUUGCAGAUCAUUUCACGCCUUGUCCCUCCAGAGGCGGAGGCACCCACAGAAGCAGUCUCGGAAUCAGCUUUUAUGGGUUUGUGGCCUAAUGGCCCCAAUCUUGGCCACACAGACCAUUCUUUCUAUCUUCAACUACACGGAGAAAUUUCUGAAAAAGUUUACAAGAGUUGCUCCUGGCUCGCGCGUGAAACAGCGGCACACAGGAGAAUCCGUAUUGGCGAGGGUGAUACAGUCUGGCAGGCAUUGUUGAAUAUGUGGGAAGACACGACGGAUGAUUGGUAUUUCGUGCGUACGGUGUCACUGGUGGCAAUGCCACUUGUUGUGUUAGCUCUUGUGUCGGUGUCUCAGCGCGACGGUUCGGUGGCGUACUUGAAUGGGAUAGCGAAUAGCGUAUGCACAUGGCUGCAGCACCAGAGGCAGGAGUAUGAUAGGCUGAUGAGUCAGUGUUACCCCGCCAAUAGCCGAGAAGGAUUCUCAUCCGACACCUCUCUCACCACCAACUCAACAGCGUCGUCGACGAGCUCUGCUUCGGCCUCGAGUGACGAGUACGAAUCAAACGAUGAUUUAAGUAUGGAUUCGUUCACAAGUGAUAUUAGCGAAAAAGGAAAGGGUAUCGAGAGCUUAUCGGCAGCUUCCUCGUCGGCCACUGGCACGGAGGAGCAGUGCAGCGCAGUGCCGAGUGACUCCAGCGGGACACAUAAGCAAGCCGACACCAAAUCUGCACCAACCACAAACUUUGAGGCACUGUUGAAGCCGGUGAGUAUAACUUCUUUCGCACAACCGAAGAACGAUAGCCCGAAGACGGGGAGCAACACCGACCAGAAUGUAUCAACCGGUGGCAAAAAAACCAAGAAAGGAGCAUCCAAUGUGGCAAGUGCACAAAAUAACACUUCUAUUAAGUCGAAACUGUCGAAGGCGAGUCCUCCUACACCACGCGUUGCUUCGAGCAAUUCAAAGCCAACCCCCGCCGUCAGUGGACACAACGGCAAGAUGAAGAAAAAGAAUAGUAUGCCACUACUUAACACCGUACCGCCUGAUGUUGCUAGUCCUCAGCGAAACAAGACGAGUAAUGGUAUCGCUAGUGGCACUGCAACAACUUCAAAGGGUAAACCGAGACGCCUGUCUGCAACAUUGUCGAAAUCCGAUAUGAACUCGGCCGGAUUGAUGGACGAUGGGAAGAAACAAGAUACAGGCAAAGCCAACGUAUCGAGAUCUAGUAGUAUACGCACGACUACUGGAAAUGGGUUGAGUGCUGAGAAUUCGUCUGAAGGUGGUGCUACUGGCCAUGCACCAAGUGAGAAGUCUGUAAGUAAGGCUGUAUCUGGCCCUGCGUUGAUGAGCGGUAAGGAUGAUAAGCAGCGGGAAGGCGCGGGAGGGAAGCAAUUGAAUCGCGAUGACACUACAGAUCGUGCGAAGCUAUCCAAUCGAGAUUCUGGUACGGGUGCCACCUUGAUAUCUCCCUGUCGAUCACCGAACCCGGCAAGCGCUGGUGUAUCGUGGGCCAAGGUGGUGAAGCCUCAGAUAAAAGCACAGCAAGGUUCAGCGGCGUCAGAACCAAAUUUAGUAGCCCAGCGCAUUACUCCGUUAACGUCGCCAUCACUGAAUGCUUUUAACAGUGCGGUGAGCGCGGGGUCGUUGAGGAACGUGUUUGCAAGUGUCAACAAUGGUGCGGCGCCGCCCGAGUCUCCGACUGGGGGAAUUGCCAGUAAGUAUGCGAACAGAAGUCAAUCCUCGCAAUUGAAUGAAACCAAGGAGAUGGGAAAGCGGAAUAGUAAGAAUAAUCGGCGAGAGAAGCAAGCACAGUUUGGGUCUGGAGCGCUUGCAGGUAACAAUCGUGGCAGUACAUCCAAUAUGUAUAUUACAGGCGAUGAGAGUGUCGGCAAUAGACGUGUACCACACAACACGCCAACAAAGGUUGAAGCGGAUACCAGCACAAUGGGUGGUAAGCGUAGCGCCAGUGGCGGUGUAAGAAUGAACGGAAAGGGUUGGAAGGACUCGCAUGUAGAUUUUGAAAGACAAUCUGUGCAUUCUGCUGCCAGCAGUGACAAUGGCUACCUCACACCGGAGCCGAGCCCGUUGAUCGCUGCUAGUGGCACUGCGAGUCUGACUGAGGCGAAUAGCGAGAACGAUAGAUAUAGAGACACGGACUAUAGCAGUCGUAUGGGGUCGAAUCAAGGGCCUGUGGGCGAAACAUCACCUCUGUAUGACUCGAUCGGGAGUAUCCCUAGCGGUACUAUAGGCGAAGAUUUGCGUGCGUUCGGUGGCGGCGAUGAGGCGGGAGAGUUUGUGGAUGGCGUGUAUGUAGUGGGCAGUACCACGUCAGCGCAGAAUCUGACGCACGCACGCACAGCUGUGACACCACAAAUACGAACGGAUGAGGAAUUAGAUAUAAAGGAUGAAAGGGGUGGACAGGGGCAGCCGCACCAUCUACAAUCGCACCGCUCGUAUCAAGCACCGGCGCCCGUACACGAGUAUCAAUUCCGGUCUGAGCCGCCGAACAAUCAGCAAUACAGCUCAGUAGAUGACCACGAGCGGAUUGUGCGACAGCGGAGUCAAACCCAUCAGCAACUGCAACUGCAACACCAACAACACCAACGGCAGCAUUCGUACCAGUACCAGUAUUCAAAUAACGCUGAGUCUAUGCCUGCACCAGAGAAUCGUGCACAAACCUACCAGCCCACACACACAUCGCCGCCUAUUGACGAGGAUGCGGUGUUGUCGCGAAUGGAAAGCACUACAGGUCUGUCGUACAACAAUUCACAUCAGCAAGGCGACGUACCCAGGUAUGCACGGGCGAGUAGGGAGGGCUCGUACUCGGGACAGCUAAGCCAGCCGAUAAACAGAGAUAGAUCCGGAUGGCCUACAGGUUUCAAGAACUCGGAGAACUAUCGCUCAGCUGCGGAUAAUGCAGAUGGACGUCUUCACCAACCGUUGACGGAUCCCUCGGGCAUAUCCCAGACCGUCGGUUAUGACCCUGCCUAUGCCAACGCAAAUGUGGGCUCGUCUUAUCAACAGACACGUCGAAGCAUGCAGUCACCUAAUCAGUUCGUUUCAGCACCAAACUACGCCCCAGCCUAUAGGUUGCAGAGCUCUGUGACUGCAAAUUCCGUCUCAUACGGUGGUUUGCUAGCAAACAGCGAUUCGGGUGAAGUCAGGCGGAAUGGGCCUGUUCCGGCGGCGAUUGGGGGCGAGCGGAGGAUGUCUAAGCGGAAUCAAUCGGACUCUUCAAUGUUUGAUAAUGGAAACGAAGUCCAAGCCGCGAGGAUUGGCACCCCUGGGGAUCGUCAGGGACAUCAGCAACAGAGCACCGAACAUAGGCAGAGCACAGAACAGAGUGAUCUCAACUCAUUCUUCAGUGGUUAUUCGCUUUGGAAUAGUAACGCCUUCAACACGGGACUCACAACAACCCCGAGCCAGGGCAGCGCAAUGGGUUUCAGCAGCAACAUGAACAACGUACUUCACGAAGGCACGCAGCUCCCACUUGACAUGCAAUCUGGAUCGAACUCGUACUCAAAGACUAGAUUAGAGUUCAACAGACACCACUCGUACUUGCCACAUGCUACCAAUUCGCACAGCUUGGUGGGCUCUGCUAAUGUUGCAGUGGGACGUCAUACGCCGCCACUCACAUUGACCGGUCACGAUGGCUCCAGCUGGUUAACCUCGACGGAUAGUGCUGAAUUGAGAUCAGGCUUGUCAGAAUCGAAUAGUCUUGUGCCCACGCAGCAAUUCUAUGGUAUCGCACAAUCGCCUCAUGCACCCUCGGCAGAGGACAUGCAAAACUCGUACUCGGGCCUACAAACGAGGUUCAACGAACAUCGACAGCUACCUUUUUACGGUGCCCAGCAUCUAGCAGAGGAUGCGAGCCGCACGGGUUCCGGUCUGAGUCUGGACCAAAGUAUAAGUUCUAGUAUAGGCAGUGUGAACAAAACAAGCAUGACAAGCGUAGGCAGCUCGGGUAUGAAAAUGGCCGGUAAUUACUUGCCAUCGUCGCGAACGGGUACGGUGUACUCGCCACAAUACGACGACACCGAUCAGUCCCCGCCAGACACUGUUGAUGACAGGAAUGCGAGUGAUGGCUCGCGCAGAAGCAGUGGUGAUCACCAGGACGUGACCUUCUCGUAUAUGUCAUUCUAGUCACCGGAACCGCGUAUUCUCCCAGUGUAUUUGAUAGUGUAUCCACUCUCUGUCGGCGCGAGGCGUACAAGCCCAUGCCGGAAGGACCGGUAGGGUGAAUGUGGACAAAUAGGCACGACUCUGAUUUCUCGAAUUUGAUAGUGUAUCCACUUUCUGUCGACGCGAGGCGUACAAGUCCAUGCCGGAAGGACCGGUAGGGUGAAUGUGGUCAAAUAGACACGGCUCUGAUUUCUCAAGCCAGGGCUGCUUUGAUAGCGUUGUAUUACUCCGAAAUAGUACACGUAUCAUAAUACUUUGAAAUUAAACACGUCGAUCUGACUUGCCUGCG